This is a messenger RNA of Aureobasidium musti, 609 nucleotides long. Lineage: Eukaryota; Fungi; Ascomycota; Dothideomycetes; Dothideales; Saccotheciaceae. The record is from the annotation of a GenBank genome assembly.
AUGCCUCCAAAGCGUAAGAACAGUUUCAUCGAAUCCUUCAUCGCUUUUGCUGAGAGGAAACAGGUCGAACUCGCGACGACGACGCGUCUGGAUCGGAAGACAACUCCGACUUCUCUCCAGCUCCCACGAAGCGCGCUCGUGUCAGCAAGAAAUGUUCAGCUGUCAGCGCUUCAACAGAGCGGCAGCGGUUCCAGUUCCGGUGAGAUCUGGAGCGAAGAGAAAAUCGUCGAGCGCGCAAAGAAGACCAAAGAUGUGUGUGCAACAGAAAUCAAGAAGCAGAUGAAGUGGCAGCCAAGCUGCAAGAAAGGAAGUACAAAAUGGAGCUACACUGGUAUCGUGCCACACGAGGAUGUCUUCUACAAGCUUUUUGGGUUCGAGAAGCCGAAAAAACCAUGGAAGCAGAAGAAGAUCGACAUGGUCGACUUCGAAAACAGUAUCGGUGAUAUCAGUGCUUCGGUAAGUCUCAUACAGCUGCUCCUCAAAGCAAAGCAUGCUGAUUUUGGUUCANNGAUCAGAUACGGCUCCCUGAGACUGACAGGCGAUGGUGUCAAAGUCAACUGGGACCAAGACGAGAAGACCUUCAAGUUGACCGGAACUUAUGGCUUGUGA